This is a messenger RNA of Frankliniella occidentalis (western flower thrips), 682 nucleotides long. RefSeq lists its product as uncharacterized. Lineage: Eukaryota; Metazoa; Arthropoda; Insecta; Thysanoptera; Thripidae. The transcript is spliced from 2 exons. Bases 34 to 477 code for a protein of 147 amino acids. The record is from RefSeq and is a predicted model, not a curated record.
GCCUGCUUGUUCAGUUUGCGAGCGCGCUUUUCGAUGGGCAGCGGGCUCACUACUCCCUCCUCGACCGUCGGCCGAAGAUGUUGGGGGAUCGGUACGCUGAGGACUUCUCCUGCGUCUCCGAGUGGACGGAGCGGGAGGCGACCCAUGCGGACCCUGGCGGUCCACCGGCUCCACCGGCUGCGGGAUGUGAAGCCGAACGGGAGCGCUACGGCCCGGUCCUGUGGGAGGGCCACGGAGGGCCACGUCCGUCAGACGCGCAGCAACGAGGGCCAGCGCUUCUGGAUCUCCUUUAUAGAGACGUCUUGCGAUCCAGAAUUGUUUGACCUCGAAGAACAGCAGUAUGAGGGGGCCUGCGAGUGGUGGGAGGCAAUCAAGAGAGGUAGCGAAGAGAAGAAGGAGGAGGAGGUCGAGCAAUAUUGGGAAGAGCCGAUAGAUUAUAGCUUUGACUUGUUCUAUAACAAUGAUGACAAUCAGUAAAAAGUUCAACUGACAUUCUAUCUAUGUACUGCUUUCCCACCCGAGGGGUACCUAACUUGGUCCAGUCUUCGUACACUUCGCAAAAUAAUCAUAUUAUAAUCAUUUACAAUCAACUCCAAUCUUCCCAGUCUUUUCCAGUCUGUCUACAGUCUCUCCAAUCUUUACAAUCACCUCCAGUCAGCUCCAGUCAGCUCCAAUCACCUCC